Messenger RNA from Mizuhopecten yessoensis (Yesso scallop), 1052 nucleotides. Its product is annotated as cell wall protein DAN4-like. The record is from RefSeq and is a predicted model, not a curated record. Bases 18 to 1052 code for a protein of 344 amino acids. The transcript is spliced from 7 exons. Lineage: Eukaryota; Metazoa; Mollusca; Bivalvia; Pectinida; Pectinidae.
CCAUACAUUCAUCCAAAAUGAGAUGGCUGAUUCUGAUUCUGGCGCUUCCUGUCGCUACCGUAUCAAUCACACCCCGUAAAACAAGUACAUUGCUACGAUCAUCAUCAUCAGAACCAAGAAGACUGACAAAACCUAUACCAGGUUUGGCUGCGUGUGCUUUUGGAUAUAAUCACUGUGACGUGAAUUCAUAUUGCAUAAAAACUCAAACAUCCUACCGCUGUCAGUGUAAAGUUGGAUACAUUGGCAAUGGCCGUUCAUGUGAUCGACCUUCCACCUAUCGUCCUGUUGGUCUUCUUGGACAAAUCAUCAGAUCAUCCGAUGUGUCAGUACAAAAAAUGAGUUAUCGAUCAAUCAAGUCAGAGGUAAUACCGUUGUAUCGUCAAGAUAAACCAUGUGGCCCAUUCGGCUGUGACAGGCCGUAUCCAACACCAGGCCCUACGACAUACCCAACACGUGGAUCAUCGAGCUCGUACCAAACGUCGCCUACGACGUCAACCACGACAUCGCCUACAACGUCAUCAACAACAACGCCUACUACGACAACGACAACGCCUACUACGACAACAACAACGCCUACAUCGACAACAACAACGCCUACUACGACAACUACAAAGCCUUCCACGACAACAACAACGCCUACCUCGACAACAACAACGGCUACUUCUACUACUACAACGGCUACUACGACAACAACAACGCCUACUACGACAACAACAACGCCUACAUCGACAACAACAACGCCUUCCACGACAACAACAACUCCUACUACGACAACAAAUACGCCUACAACGACGACAACAACGCCUACUCCUACAUCGACAACAACAACGCCUACUACGACAACAACAACGCCUUCCACGACAACAACAACGCCUGCAACGACAACAACAACGCCUACCACAACAACAACGACACCGCCUACAACGACAACAACAACGCCUACCACGACAACACCUCCGCCUGCAACGACAACAACAACGCCUACCACGACAACAACAACCCCUACCACGACAACGCCUACUACGACAACAACAACGCCUAUCACUGCAUGA